Messenger RNA from Rhinocladiella mackenziei CBS 650.93, 1269 nucleotides. RefSeq lists its product as uncharacterized. Gene Ontology annotation, biological process: UDP-galactose transmembrane transport. Gene Ontology annotation, molecular function: UDP-glucose transmembrane transporter activity; UDP-galactose transmembrane transporter activity. NCBI's taxonomy places the organism in Eukaryota, Fungi, Ascomycota, Eurotiomycetes, Chaetothyriales, Herpotrichiellaceae. Bases 1 to 1269 code for a protein of 422 amino acids. The transcript has a single exon. Gene Ontology annotation, cellular component: Golgi membrane; endoplasmic reticulum membrane. The record is from RefSeq and is a predicted model, not a curated record.
AUGGCACGUCGAAAACAAGUCGCUCCCGUGCAACGAAUCAAUUCCGGCGAGAUCAUGCAGAUGCCCUCGGACGAACCAGAAAAACGUGCAAUCUACACCAAUGGAGACAUAUCGAAAACUUCAAAGUCUACAUCAAAUCCACCUUCCUCCUCCUUUCCUAGAUCGACGUCCCACGCGCAGCCUGCACAGGCUGGCAUCCUGACCCUCAUCAUCUGCGUCAGUGGAAUCUAUACAUCGUUUCUGACCUGGGGUCUUCUCCAAGAGCGCAUAACAACCACACCGUACCCGAUCGACGACUCCGCGCAGGCGCAAUCAGAAUAUUUUCGUUUCCCCGUCGUCUUGAACACCCUUCAGGCCUUUUUCGCAUUUACAAGCGGUAGCCUGUACCUGCUGUACAAGACAAAGUCCUUCAACAUCCUCCCGUCGAAGGCUUCCCUCGUCCCUCUCCUCCUUGUCACAUUAACGACGACCCUUGCGUCGCCAUUUGGCUAUGCCUCCCUCGCCCACGUCGAUUACCUUACCUUCGUCCUCGCGAAGUCCUGCAAACUCCUCCCGGUCAUGGCUUUGCAUGUAACGCUCUUCCGUAAACGCUAUCCGCUGUCAAAAUACAUGAUCGUGCUCGCCGUCACCAGUGGCGUCGCUAUUUUUACACUCUAUCACCCGCCGAAACCGGGCAGGGAGCAAAAGCCGCAGUCCUCGAGCAUCUAUGGCUUAACUCUGUUGGGAAUAAACCUGCUGUUCGACGGCCUGACGAACACCGUGCAAGAUCAUAUAUUCCAAUCCCCAAGUCGCUAUGGCAAGACCUCCGGGCCUCAGAUGAUGGUCAUUUUGAAUCUGCUCGGCACAGUGCUCAUGAGCGUAUAUCUGCUCGCGACACCGUAUAUACCUGAGCCGUUCGUCCCGUCAUUCGCCAAAAUGAGUCAAACUCAUGAACUGGCCACGGCCUUGUCUUUCCUCAUCCGUCAUCCAGCAGCCUUCUACGACGUCCUCGGCUUCGCGGCAUGUGGCGCCAUAGGCCAGCUCUUCAUCUACGCGACUCUGGAGCGGUUCUCGAGCCUCUUGCUCGUCACGGUGACAGUGACCCGUAAAAUGCUCACCAUGGUGCUGAGCGUGGUGUGGUUCGGCAAAAGUCUCAGUCAGGGCCAGUGGAUGGGCGUGGUGCUCGUGUUCGGAGGCAUCGCCACUGAAGCGUAUAUUCAGCAUAGCGAGAAAAAGGGAAAGAAAGGCGGAAACGAGGAGGUAGAAGGUAAUAAACAAAAGCGGACAUGA